AUUGAGAAGUGGGUAUGGUGAGCUGAAACUUUGUAAAUGAGAUCAAUCACUGCUUCAUUCCGACAGCAGCUUUAUCCACUGGCAAGGUGAGAGGCUCCUUCCAGCAAACAGCCAGAUUCACCAGCACAGCUGAAUGGCUUACAAUUUCAAAACUCUUGGCUUUCCUUUGCUUGCGUAAUUGGAAAAUAUCACGUUUGCAUAUGAUGAGCUGCGUCGGUUCAUGAGAACGGCUUUUAAAUGUCCAGUGAUAGAGACUCACAUGUGACCCGCCUUGAUCCCCUCCACGCGGAAUGUGCUGAAGACAUUGACGAGGAGAGGAUGAGAACGGGUGAAGCUCCAGCCCCGCGCAGGCUCAGCCGCAGCCCGAAGUGCGCUCGCUGCAGGAAUCACGGCGUCGUGUCGCGCCUCAAGGGCCACAAGCGCUUGUGUCGCUGGCGUGACUGUCAGUGCGCGAACUGUCUGCUGGUCGUAGAGAGACAGAGAGUGAUGGCAGCACAAGUCGCCCUCCGGAGACAGCAGGCCACAGAGGGCAAAAAAGGUAAAAAAAAUACCUCUGUUCUCCGACGCACAGCUUACCAGCGCUACACGAGGACACCUAGUCUCCUGGCAAAGAGUAUUCUAGAGGGCUACAAGCCCCCUGUGCUGGAGGACUGGCCAAAGAGACUCAACCAACCCCCAGUUAGUGUUCGGAUGAGGAAGAGGAGAGCGUUUGCUGAUAAAGAGCUGGAGACUGUGAUGCUGGAAAGAGAGCUGAGGCAAAGAGAGAUGGAAGAGUUGCCUGCGCUCCUCCUCCAGGCUGUGGUGCCCUCCGUUCCCUCUCCCUAUUUUUUCCCACUGUCAGACCCAAUCAUGCCCACGUACAUGCCUGUGUCUAAAAGCGGCCCACCUUUGACUGACUGUGAUCUCCCUUUCCGUCAGCAAGUGCUUAAAUCCAAGACUCUGGACUGCAGCACAGACACACUGACAGACAGCAUCUCUCUAAGAGUGUGUGAGAACUGGGAUAUUUUCAGUACGAUUCAGCCUUACAGCACAAGCCCAGGUGUCAACAUAUUUAAAAACAUGCCGGACAGCGGGUUUUCUGAUAUGUCUGUCAAACCAAAAAUUGUAGUUGCUGACAUAAUGUCAAAGCAAGACAUCCCUCCCUCAGUGAAUAUGGCAAACAUGCUGGUACAAGCUAAAUCACCACACAAAUGCUGCAGGUCAUUGGGACACGUGGACUCUGUGGAGGGUGCAAAUAAAGACCCCAUCAAAAAAACAGUAACACGACCAUUACCCUUUUCUGUAGAGGCAUUGCUCAUGAGAUGAUGAGAAUCAUUUUUUCCAAAGCUGACACUUUACUGUAAAGUUCAGUUUGUUAACCUAGGAAUCAUGAACUAACAAUAGCAUUUAUUAAUCUUGCUUACUAUAAUUUGUAGCUACUACAAUUUUGUAUACAUUUUAUGUUCUAUAUUAAAUUAACAUUACCUUCUAGGUACA
This is a messenger RNA of Pimephales promelas (fathead minnow), 1476 nucleotides long. It is a transcript of the gene dmrt2b, whose product is annotated as doublesex and mab-3 related transcription factor 2b. Gene Ontology annotation, cellular component: nucleus. Gene Ontology annotation, molecular function: RNA polymerase II cis-regulatory region sequence-specific DNA binding; DNA-binding transcription factor activity, RNA polymerase II-specific. Lineage: Eukaryota; Metazoa; Chordata; Actinopteri; Cypriniformes; Leuciscidae. Gene Ontology annotation, biological process: regulation of transcription by RNA polymerase II; sex differentiation. The record is from RefSeq and is a predicted model, not a curated record.